CUGUAUAAAAUACGUGUUUGUGGCCUUAACUAUUAGUUAGUUAGUUGAUAGUUAGGCUUGUAGCUGUUCAAUACGGACUAUUAAAAAAGCGUGGAAUCUAGUGCGCAUGCUUGUGUGUGAGCGCUUUGACGGAAGCUAAGAAUCUAGCUGCGUCUGGGGGGUCCACUUCAAAAAACAAAAAAAUAAGUCAUGUCAGGAUUUUUAGACAGCAUCCGGUGUGGAGACUGUGAGUGCAAUGUUGACUGGGGGGAGAGAAGAAAUACCAUAGCAUCUAUAGCAGCUGGAGUCUUGUUUUUCACUGGAUGGUGGAUCAUCAUUGAUGCAGCUGUGAAAUAUCCAGAUGAGGCAGUAUUUCAUCAUGCCUACCACACAUGUGGUGUCAUUGCUACUGUGGCUUUUCUCAUGAUCAAUGCCGUGUCAAAUGGCCAGGUACGAGGAGACAGCUACAGCGAAGGCUGCAUGGGACAGACAGGCGCUCGAGUGUGGCUCUUCAUUGGCUUCAUGCUGGCAUUCGGCUCGCUCAUUGCCUCUAUGUGGAUUCUUUUUGGAGGCUUUGUUGUACCCCACAAGGAUGUGGUGUAUCCUGGAAUAGCAGUUUUUUUCCAAAAUGCUUUCAUAUUCUUUGGGGGCUUGGUCUUCAAGUUUGGCCGCACUGAGGACCUGUGGCAAUAGUGGAUGAACCCCUGUAUUUCGGUUUUAGCACCAAUCUUUAAAAAAACAAAACAAAAAACACUACCUUUCUCAAUUUCAAGCAUAACAUUUUAUAUUGAUCUCUUCAAUUAACAUGUUUAAUGUAAAAGUAGUUUGCUUCUUGCUGUACAAAGGAAAACAUUUUGAUAUAGACUUUGGAUCUACAGAUCCUUGGAAUAUGGGUUAAUCACAGGACAGUCUGUUCACGGCACAAUUAGUAAGCCAUUUAGUUACAGUAAUUUACGUCUUUAAAACAAGGUGAAACUAUCCUAAUAUGUUUGAAUAUAUUGUAUUCCUUGUUCUGAUAAAUUGUGUACUCAAUGUUGGGGAAAGCGUGAAUCGUUGAGGUACAACCAUCUCUGCAAAUACCAAUGGUUUAGCUGUCAAUACUGUGUUUUGUACUUUUACAUUUACUUAAAAGAUUGUAAAAAAAUAUAUGAUGGCGAUUUGUGUUUUUUUUUCUUGGGAGGACAGGCCUAAUUGCAUUCAUACCAGGUUUAAUAAAUGGAAUGCUUAUGGAUGAAAAGUCAUGCUACUGAAAUGAGAGCAAGAGACGAUGUCUAAGGACUAUGUCUGUGACUAAGAAGAAAGUUUCACAGCAAAUAUUUAACUGACUGCAGUGCAUGUUAUGCAUUUACCUGUGUAAUAACCAAACUAUGAGGUCACUUUAUCAAACUGAAACAUGCAUUAAACAAAACAUGUACAGAUAAUCAAA
This is a messenger RNA of Osmerus eperlanus (European smelt), 1405 nucleotides long. It is a transcript of the gene tmem50a, whose product is annotated as transmembrane protein 50A. Bases 190 to 672 code for a protein of 160 amino acids. The transcript has 7 exons. NCBI's taxonomy places the organism in Eukaryota, Metazoa, Chordata, Actinopteri, Osmeriformes, Osmeridae. The record is from RefSeq and is a predicted model, not a curated record. Gene Ontology annotation, biological process: protein targeting to vacuole; late endosome to vacuole transport via multivesicular body sorting pathway.